AUGAAAAUCCAGAGUGGGUGGACGUACUUCCAACCGUCUUACUGGGGCUACAACUGGGGAACAAGCUUAAAAGAAGAUAUCGGAGCUGCUGCAGCAGAACUUACAUACGGAACAACGCUUCGCAUCCCAGGCGAGUUCUUUUUAGACGAAGAAAUGCCAUCGAAUCCUCAAACGAUCAUAGAAAAAUUCCGUGAGCACAUGCGGAGAAUACGCUCAUCACCGGCAGCGCAUCAUAGUAAGAGCAAGAUCUUUGCACAUAAAACUUUAUUUUCUUGUACGCAUGCGUUUGUAAGAUCCGACGCUACCAAAAAGCCAUUAAAAGCACCAUACGAAGGACCCUUUGAAAUCCUAGACCGUCCUUCAGACAGAAUUUUCACUUUGAAAAUAAAAGGGGAAGCCCAAAACAUCUCUACGGAAAGAUUAAAACCUGUAUUCUUUGAAAAACAGGAAACGCAAGAAGCAACAUCGCCUAGCUCAUCACAAGAUCUACGAACAUAUCCAUCAGCAAAAAAGAAGACUCAACACGUUACUUUCAAGGAUACUUGA
Molecule: messenger RNA, 546 nt
Organism: Wasmannia auropunctata (little fire ant)
Lineage: Eukaryota; Metazoa; Arthropoda; Insecta; Hymenoptera; Formicidae
Exons: 1
Coding region: 1-546 (181 amino acids)
Source: RefSeq, a predicted model, not a curated record